CGUGGAAAGUUGGCUGUUGUGAUAUUUGGGGGAAAGGUCGCAGUCCUCAGGUUUUUAUACCAACCACAGACUGAAUCAGAGAGCCACAAGAAAACUGAAGUUUGAUCCUGGCAGUGGGCAUUUGAUUCAGCAUCAUGGCGCUUCUCAGAGGUGUAUUUGUUGUAGCUGCCAAGCGCACUCCGUUCGGUACAUAUGGUGGCGUGCUGAGGGAUCACAGUGCAACAGAUUUGGCUGAGCAUGCAGCCAAAGCUGCCCUUGCUGCAGGGGGCGUGGCACCAGAACUUAUAAACAGUGUCAUCAUGGGAAAUGUUAUGCAGAGCUCAGCUGAUGCACCCUACAUUGCUCGUCAUGUGGGUCUGAGGUGUGGCGUUCCCAUCCCAGUUCCUGCUCUCACCGUGAACAGACUGUGUGGAUCUGGUUUCCAGUCCAUCAUCAAUGGUGCUCAAGAGAUCUGCCUCAGAGAAUCGGAGGUAGUCCUGUGUGGAGGUUCGGAGAGUAUGAGCCAGGCCCCGUAUGCUGUUCGCAACAUACGAUUUGGUACAAAGUUUGGAGUCGAUCUCAAGCUAGAGGACACCUUGUGGGCUGGUCUGACUGACCUGCAUGUCAAAAUCCCAAUGGGCAUCACAGCAGAAAACCUGGCAGAGAAGUACCAGAUCACACGAGAAGAGGUUGAUAAAUACGCAUAUCAGACACAACAAAGGUGGAAGGCAGCUCACGAAGCUGGUUACUACACAGCAGAAAUCGCUCCCAUUGAUGUGAAAGCUAAAAAGGGCAAAGUGUCCAUGACUCAGGAUGAACACCCUCGUCCACAGACAACACUGGAGCAGAUGGCCAAACUGCCUCCUGUCUUCAAGAAGGGAGGGACUGUUACUGCUGCCAACGCUUCGGGUGUAUCUGAUGGUGCUGCUGCUGUGGUGAUUGCAAGUGAAGAUGCGCUGACUGAACACAAACUCACUCCACUAGCCAGAAUUGUGUCCUAUCAUGUGUCUGGCUGUGACCCGAGCAUCAUGGGAAUCGGUCCCGUUCCAGCAAUCACAGAGGCUCUUAAAAAAGCCGGUCUGACUCUGAACGACAUGGAUCUCGUGGAGGUGAACGAGGCUUUUGCCCCUCAGUACCUGGCUGUAGCUAAGGCUCUUGGCCUGGAUCCAGAGAAGAGCAACGUUAACGGUGGAGCUAUUGCCAUCGGACAUCCUCUCGGUGCCUCUGGUGCACGAAUCACCGCCCACCUGGUUCAUGAGCUCAGGCGACGAGGAGGCAAGUACGCUGUUGGCUCUGCCUGCAUUGGUGGUGGUCAGGGCAUCGCCAUCAUCCUUGAAAAGUGCUAACUGAAAAAACUGCCAGUGUUACCACCGGUCAUAAAAUGAAACAAAGGUCACACGUGCUAAAAUCGUUUCUUUUUCUGGUAAAACCUUUCAUGUUAAAUAAAACAGCAAAUGUUCUCUUAACACAAGGCUGUGUCCCGGCACACAAAGAAAACUCAACAUCCAUUAUUGCUGCUCACUCUUGUUACUUCUUUCAGUCUAUUUAUUCAAAAAUGUACAAUAAAUGUUUGAUUCCAGUGUUGCCUUCGAAGCCCUGUGAGAAUAAAGAGUGAAUUCAUGUUUCUGUGCUCGUUGCAACAUACUGUGAAUGUGCCUGAGAUACAGAGCAGGGCCUUGGUCACAUUAACACGUGUAGCAUAUCAUGAACUCAUAAAGUACAGUAUUUAUAGGGUCAUAGUAAUGUUUAAAGGGACUCUGAACUCCAAUGUUUGCCUUUAAAAUGUUCACUCCAUUAUCAGGAAUCAACAUUUGCAAAAAAUAUUUCUGACCUGUGAUGGCCUCUGCAAAACUGAUUUUGUAUUUCAUUGUCAAAGAAGCUCAAUAAAUUGAUUUUAAAAAAGUGAA
This is a messenger RNA of Plectropomus leopardus (leopard coralgrouper), 1886 nucleotides long. It is a transcript of the gene acaa2, whose product is annotated as acetyl-CoA acyltransferase 2. Lineage: Eukaryota; Metazoa; Chordata; Actinopteri; Perciformes; Serranidae. The record is from RefSeq and is a predicted model, not a curated record. Gene Ontology annotation, biological process: fatty acid beta-oxidation. Gene Ontology annotation, molecular function: acetyl-CoA C-acetyltransferase activity. Gene Ontology annotation, cellular component: mitochondrion.